AUGUUCGUCAGGGCAACGUCGGGAAAACACAGUUUCCGCGGGCUCCUGUCAAACGACCCGACGAAAGAACAACCUGUGCACAGCCCGUCCCCGACGUGUCCGCCUCACAAAAUGACGCCGUCUCGCACGCUACAGGCGAUGGCUUCAUCGACUCUUAAUCCGUUACAGCGGUGGUGCCAUGGACGCCACCAUGGCCAUGAGGGCGAGGCUGCAGAUGUGGGCGCUGAUACUGCCAACGGGAGCAAGGACGCUGCGAAAGUGCCAGAGGCGGCGCAGGCCCCUUUGAUAAACGUUGAUAAGGACGAAGAGGACGAGGACGAAAGCCCGGCUGCUGCUGUGUCAUCGAAGAAGAAAGAAAUGAAGUGA
Pseudovirgaria hyperparasitica is the source of this 366-nucleotide messenger RNA. RefSeq lists its product as uncharacterized. The record is from RefSeq and is a predicted model, not a curated record. NCBI's taxonomy places the organism in Eukaryota, Fungi, Ascomycota, Dothideomycetes, Acrospermales, Acrospermaceae. The transcript has 3 exons. The coding region runs from base 1 to 366 and encodes 121 amino acids.